AUGACCAACCCCAGCUCUGCCUUCUCCAGCGGCUCUCUGUGCUCCGGGGAGGCGGCGGCGAGGAUGAGCCGGGGCCGGGCCGCCGGGAGCCCGAGCCCGGAGCGCCGCAGCCCCGACGGCGGCACCAGCGACGGGCCCGGCUCGCUGGGCAGCGACGGGCCCGGCUCGCUUGGCAGCGGCUCCCCGGGCAGCCUGCGCUGCUCGCCCUUCCCCGGCCUGGGCCGGCUGCCGCCCCCCGUGCGCCUGGACAUCGACACCGAGUUCCAGGCCGUGCGGCAGCAGGAGAAGGAGGACAUCAAAGUGCUCAACAACCAGUUCGUGACCCUCAUCGAGAAGGUCCAGAGCUUGGAGCAGCAGAACAAGAUCCUGACAACCAGGUGGAACUUCCUGAAGGACCAGGACAAUUCCCACUCUGACUCGGACAUCAAGGCCAUCUAUGAGCAGUAUGUGAGCAAAAUGAACCAGGAGAUGAAGGCGCUCAACUUCGAGCAGGAGAACCUGGAGUCAGAGCUGGCGAAGGUGCUGAGCACCAUGGACGCCUUCCGGAGCAAGUACGAGGAUGAAAUUCGCCUCUGCAGCGGGAUGGAAUUCACCUUCAUGGAGCUCAAAAAGGAUUUGGAUGUGAGCACCUUGCACCGCACGGAGCUGGAGGUGAAGCUCAAAGGGCUCCAGGAGCUGCUGGAGCUGAAGAAAACCAUCUAUGAGCAGGAGCUGGAGGAGUUGCUGACGGAAAUCAAGGACAUCUCCGUGGUGCUGGGGAUCGACAGCUGCUCCCGGCCGGACCUGGGCAGGAUCGUGGAGGACGUCAGGGCCCAGUACGAGGCUCUGGCCCUGCGCAGCUGGGAGGAGGCCGAGGCACUCACCCGGAGGAAGCUCACUGACAGCAGCUCCCAGCCCGGCUCCUUCGGGGGGCACCUCCUGGACAGCCGGAGGGAAAUCGCGGAUCUGAACAUCCGCAUCCAGAAACUGCGCUCCUGCAUCGUGUCCCAGAAGAGCCAGUGCCUGUACCUGGAGGAGCACAUCCGCGAGGCUGGCGAGCAGGGGGAGGGGACCCUGAGGGACGCCAAGGCCAAGGUGGCCGGGCUGGAGGAGGCCCUGCAGCGCAGCAGGGAGCACAUGGCUCACCUGGUCCGCGAGUACCAGGAGCUCAUGAACAUCAAACUGGCCCUGGACGUGGAGAUCCUCACCUACAGGAAGCUUGUGGAAGGGGAGGAGAACAGCAUGGAGCAGCCCAUCCCCACCAUCAUCAGCGCCGUCCACUCCCGGCCCAGGCCUCUUUCUGCCAGCACCCUGCGGAACUCGCGGCUCUUUGCGCGGGGCUCGGGGGAGCCCAGCGGGGGCGGCCCCGGGAGGGACCCGGACGCUGCGGGGGCUGCGGACACCGGGACCCGGCCCAAGCUCGGCGCCGGGGCCCCCGGGGAGUGCUCCUAG
Molecule: messenger RNA, 1431 nt
Organism: Melozone crissalis (California towhee)
Lineage: Eukaryota; Metazoa; Chordata; Aves; Passeriformes; Passerellidae
Gene: KRT80
Product: keratin 80
Exons: 9
Coding region: 1-1431 (476 amino acids)
Biological process (GO): intermediate filament organization; keratinization
Cellular component (GO): keratin filament
Molecular function (GO): structural constituent of skin epidermis
Source: RefSeq, a predicted model, not a curated record